Bipolaris sorokiniana ND90Pr is the source of this 658-nucleotide messenger RNA. RefSeq lists its product as uncharacterized. Bases 157 to 648 code for a protein of 163 amino acids. The transcript is spliced from 3 exons. NCBI's taxonomy places the organism in Eukaryota, Fungi, Ascomycota, Dothideomycetes, Pleosporales, Pleosporaceae. The record is from RefSeq and is a predicted model, not a curated record.
CCCUUCCUUAAUUCCUUCAGUGGCUUUCGAUUCCAUCCUACGUUUUGCGCAAAAUACCCAUCUCCUACGUUCCAGUCAAUCUUUAAUAACAACACCAACACUUACAACCACCACCACUACUACAUCAACAACCACCCACCAAACACCACAGCAAACAUGCGUUUCCAAGCUACCGUUCUCGCCGUUGCGGCCACCUUCGCUUUCGCCAGCGCCCAGGACCUCUCCGCUGUCCCUCAAUGCGCUAUUCCUUGCUUCGUCGCUGCUCUGCCCGCCUCCAAGUGCGCUGCCACCAACAUUGAGUGCCAGUGCACCACCGGCCGUCAGCCCCUGCAGGACGCCCUCAUGGCCUGCGUUCCCACCAAGUGCUCCCAAGAGGAAGCUCUUAAGAUCGUCCCUGCCGUCGCUGGCCUCUGCGCCUCCGCUGGUAUCACUCUCAGCGACAUUCCCACUGCUGCUCCCGCCGCCACCGGCACUCCUGGCAGCCAGCAGUCUGGCGCUCCUGCCACUCCUACUCCCUCUGGCUCCAAGCCCACUGCCUCUGGCACUUCCUCCGGCUCCCCUGCCCAGUCUACCGGCGCUGCUUCUGGCAACUCCGCUGCCAUUGGUGCCGUUGCCCUUGGUCUCGCUGCUGCUGCCUUCGGCUUGUAAACACCUUUUU